Messenger RNA from Zophobas morio, 1446 nucleotides. RefSeq names its product cytoplasmic phosphatidylinositol transfer protein 1 (gene rdgBbeta). Gene Ontology annotation, cellular component: cytoplasm. Lineage: Eukaryota; Metazoa; Arthropoda; Insecta; Coleoptera; Tenebrionidae. The transcript is spliced from 6 exons. Bases 184 to 1059 code for a protein of 291 amino acids. The record is from RefSeq and is a predicted model, not a curated record. Gene Ontology annotation, biological process: phospholipid transport. Gene Ontology annotation, molecular function: phosphatidylinositol transfer activity; phosphatidylinositol binding.
GGAUAUAAAAUGCGGACUGUUUACGCGAUUAACAUGAUUAAUUUCACGAAAAUUUGGAUUUAUUGCGAGGAAUGAAAUUCGGUUGGCUGCUCUGGAGGCAUGCGCUGUCAUUUGUUUAAUCAAACGUCAAAUUUUUGUAAAUAAUGAAAUAAUUGCACUUGCGGUACACGUUGCGGCUAAAAAAUGGUACUGACGAAGGAAUACAGGGUUUGCAUGCCCAUUACUGUGGAGGAGUAUCGAGUGGGGCAACUUUACAUGAUCGCAAGACACAGUUUGGAGCAAUCGGGGGAUGGUGAGGGUGUGGAAGUCGUGGAAAAUAAAACAUGUGUAGAUCCAGAGCAUGGGAACGGACAAUUUACUGAAAAACGUAUCCACUUAUCAAGCCGUCUACCAUACUGGAUUCAAGCUAUUAUUCCAAAGAUAUUUUACGUGACUGAGAAAGCAUGGAAUUAUUAUCCAUACACAAUCACUGAAUAUACUUGUUCAUUCAUUCCGCGUUUUCACAUAGAAAUUAAAACAAAGUAUGAAAACAAUAAUGGUUGUACAGAAAACUGUUUAAGUUUAACCCCAGAACAACUUGCUGAACGCAUUGUUGACCAUAUCGAUAUUGCAUAUGAUGACUUGAGUCCUAAGCAUUACAAGGAAGAGGAAGAUCCUCGCUUUUUCCAGUCUAAAAAGACAAAAAGAGGACCAUUAAUUGAGGGCUGGCGGGCUAAUUACACUCCAAUUAUGUGUUCUUAUAAACUAGUAAAUGCCUCAUUUGAAGUGUUUGGUUUCCAAACCAAAGUUGAAGACUUUAUUCACUCAUGUAUCAGAGAAGUUUUAUUGCUGGGUCAUAGACAGGCCUUCACCUGGAUUGAUGAAUGGCAUGAAAUGACCUUAGAAGACGUGCGCCGCUAUGAAGCUAAACUACAAAAACAAACAAAUUCGCUUUUGACAAACCCUGAUGAUGGUGGAGGUGAUGGCGACAAUAAAUCACAAAAAUCAGGAAGUGUAACCCCAACUUCGCCCAAAUCUCCAAAAUCGCCGGAGAAAAAAGGGUAUUUCUCGUGGUUCUAGCAGGAGGUUACACUUGAAGAUUGUUGUGUUUUUAUUCUCUUUUUGUUACUUCACAUUUAGUUGCGUUCUGUUGAGCUAGUCAAAAGUCUUGUACUUAAAAUGGGUUGUGUAGUCUUUAUUUGUUGUACAGCUUUUUUUGCGUAUUUAAGCCUGAUGCCUAGAAAAUUGAUGGAUAUUAAGCGCCUUAGUUUAUUAAUCAGGGAACCGUUUUAUUAAAUGCACUUGUUUAUAGAUGGAGCACACACAGUUGGAUAAAGUCUUGCUAGUGAUUUGUAUUCUUUUUUGUAUCACUUCAUGUAUUAUUUAUACCAGUGUUUGGAGAUUAAUUCUCCAAGUUCCUCGUGUUAUCGUGAUUUUAAAUGAUAAUAAAUAUUUAGCAAUGUGAAA